AUGAGGGAUGAGAUGAGUAGAUUUGUGACCAGGCUCGCUGAUCUAGUAAGGGAGGAAUAUCGUAUGACCAUGUUACAUGAUGAUAUGAGCCUAGAUAGACUCAUGGUGUAUACACAAUUAAUUGAAGAUUCUAAACUAGGAAGGAUCACUAGGAACUUGAAAAGAAGUGGUUCAAGUUUUCAAGGUCAAUCUAGGUUCAAGAAGAUUUCUCAAGGUCAAGUGGAACCUAGGAGUUAUAAGGUGAAAUUUGAGGAAGAAGGUGGUUCUCAAAAUGGCAAACCUACGUGUGUCAGUUGUGGAAAGAGGCACUAUGGGGAAUACCUAAGGUGUACCGGUAGUUUCUUUAGUUGUGGUAAGGAAGGAAAUCUGUUGAGAGAUUUUCCUACCAUUGGCUCUAGGGGAAGAGAGGGUAAACAAGUUUCUCCUAUUGUUCAAAAGGAUGAUGCUUCAAAUAAGAGGCGUUUCUAUGCACUUUGGCCUAAAGGAGCAAAGCCGGAUGAGGAGGAGGAUGAUGGUAAGUCCUUGUAUAUCUUUAGUGGUAUGAGUUAUUUCUAUGUGGAAGAGUAUGGUGUGUUUUAUUGA
Messenger RNA from Solanum lycopersicum (tomato), 582 nucleotides. RefSeq lists its product as uncharacterized. The record is from RefSeq and is a predicted model, not a curated record. NCBI's taxonomy places the organism in Eukaryota, Viridiplantae, Streptophyta, Magnoliopsida, Solanales, Solanaceae.